Molecule: messenger RNA, 3814 nt
Organism: Folsomia candida
Lineage: Eukaryota; Metazoa; Arthropoda; Collembola; Entomobryomorpha; Isotomidae
Exons: 12
Coding region: 2667-3374 (235 amino acids)
Source: RefSeq, a predicted model, not a curated record
UUCUGGAUCAGUACCCGAGUUGCCACCCGCAUGGAAGGAAGCAAAGUAGUCUCCUCUCCUCUUCCAUAUUAUUAGUUUUUCGCCUUGGAUCGAAUUUUCUGUGUGGAUCAUCUACUUCAUAUUUUAUUUAAGUUACAUUUAUCGCGUCAAGUGACACUGACAAUGAGUGAGUAUCGGGCUGGAUAAGCGCCCCAUACGUAUAAAAGUAUGUACUUAGUCACAUUUUCCGACUUGUGUGCACUUUUGAAAUAAAUGGCUGAGUGAAAGUCGGCCUGGGUGAAUUGUCAAAAGUUGGAAAUAAUCAAAAUGGUGUCGUCCCCCGAGAUGUGGAUGGAUGAAGACUAACUUUAUUCACACACUUUUCGUUCAUCCAGAAAACAACAGAAUCGGAUUUAACCGUCUUUUACCUUCACGGAUAAAAUAAUACCUUUAAUCUUAAUGCGCAAUCACACCCCUGCUGGGCAUGAUUAUAACCUUGAACUCUUCACUUUUCUUUAUGGGUUGCGUUUCCCCAUUUUUGUAGAUUUUGUGUAGAUUGGAUACACAUAUUUAUGCACACACAUUUCUAAAAAUCUAUAAACCACUAUACAUAUUUACAUAAUUACUUUCACAAGACGACGGGAUUAUAACCUUGAAGUUUUAACUUUUAUGGGUUGCGUUUCCCCAUAUUUUGGUACACAAACUACAAAUGCGUACCUACAUAUGUACAUUCCUAGAAAUCUAUGCUAUUUAUAUUUACAAACAUGCAUACUAUCGCAAGACGACGGGAACAUUUGUCUCGAUACGCUACGCUACCCAUGACCCAGAAAGAAAGAAAGAAAGAAAGAGAGAAAGUUAUUUUGUGCGUUCCACUUGAGAGAAGUAUGUACAUACACAAGGUUGACAAAUUGUACCAGUUGUUUACCUACAAUGUGAACUUAUCCUUAUAGCAUUGUACACAAACCGGGUUAACAUUCUGCACUUUUGUCGAACCGAUCUGGAUUAAAUAAAUAAGCACAAAAAAUAUAUCUUACUAUCAAAAUCAAGCCCACGCAGACGGUUAACCAACUUAGAAUGGAGGUCUCCCAGCGUAUGCUCUCCGAUUUUGUUCAAAUUCGCGUCAAUCAGUCACAUAUUUAAUUAAUACAAAAUUCGCAAAUGACACCAUCUCCCAAUGGGCACGUUUUGCAGAGAUAUUUACAAUCAAAUAGAAGAAAAACUGUACUAAAGCUGACAAAUUUUGCACACUUUCCAAAUUUACCCCUCGCUUUCUCCUCUCCGGAUGCAAAUAUCUCUGCCAAUCGUGCCCAUUCGGAGAUCGUAUCUUUCCCAAAUUCCAUACUAACUAAAUUUCUGACAGAUUCAGACUAGUUUUUUUGCUCAAAAUCUGUUGGCAUACGCUGCAAGACCUCCAUUCUGAGGAUGCAUGUCAUCUGUGUAAAGCCGUAAUAAACACGCAUACAUAUUUUCUGGAAUCAAUCGUGUCGUAAUUCCAUCACUGGCUAAAGGCCAGAAGGACAUGUAGUUGUUUCUACAAUUGCUUGAUGAAUGUGUUGCAGCAGGCACCUCACUCGCUUUUUUGUCUGACUGGAAUUUCAUAGCAUUCACUCCUUACAUAUACCCACGAACGAAUACAUAAAAUCCAGUUCGAGAGAAUAGACUGACUUGCUUUAUUAGCUCUCUCUCUCACAAGAUGUAUUGCUUUCACUUUGGGCGACGACUUGUUCCACUUUUUCCUUUACAAAGUUGGCCAACAUCCUGCCUUCCAUAUUUCACUCUUUUCUUGCUGCCGAAAUGAAGUGAAGUUUAACUUUUCGACUCACUCUUCACUUUCUCCCCACUAAGAAACUUUAAGAAAUGUGUGUGUAUAAAGAGUUGAAUCCGAAUAGCUGCCUAAUUUGCAUAAAUAAAUAAGUACUUGCCAUGCCUUACUGGAUCAAACUUCAGACCGGAUUAGACCAACACAUCCCUGCACAAUAAUAACAACAAGGAGAACUUUUCAAUUCCGGCUGCUACAUUAAUUAUUGAAAGACAUUGCCAUCUUAAUCUUGUUUAUAGCAAGAUUAACAAUCAGCCAGAGUUGCAGUUUCAUCAAUUCGGAACUUACUUGAUUAAGAUGAGAAAUAUACAUAAAUCUGAAAGAGAUGACCUGUGUGGUGACUAAAGAAGUUAAAAAAUUCAGUGACCAGUGCUCAAAAUGGAGACGCCACACUUAAAAUUGACAUAAAACUUGGGAAGCCCGGCGACAUUUCGGGUGAAAGGAGGACGUCUUCUUCUUCUCAUCCGACCACCGAAAAUAGCUUUUGCCAUGGAGCAACGUGUACGUCCACGUCGUUGUGAAGACAUUUUCCUGCUCUGCCCACGACGAUCUCUUCUCAGGAUCCAUUAAAUUAUCUCCUCUCCGCCCUUAUCAGAGGCAACUUUUUCCCUCCUCUCGCUCUCUCUCUGGCUGAUGAUAAUCAGAGCACUUCUUGCUCCGCUUAUUUGGCUGAGAGAAAGUUGGGGACAGGGCAGAAUUGAGUGGUGGAUCUGACAAGCUGUCACGUUGGAGGGAGGACGACGAGUCGUCGUGUCGUCGUCCGAUUACUCGUCACAUCAACCGCCGACCGCCGCUGAAACUUUUCUCAUUGUGUUUAACUUGGGAGUGAAGAGACGUUUCAACAAUUCCUUUAUUCAUAUUUUUCGACAUGGAGUAUCAAGCCAUCCGACUCCGCAAUAGGAAGCAUGUCAGGUUCAUCUCCUGGGUAGACAUGCUAAUUGCGGUAAUUAUGGUGUCGUAUUUUGCCUAUAAAUUCAUCUUCAGCGAUCUCAAUGACGUCACGAGGCCUCCGUUCAGUCCUGGCAAAUGGCGUGGAUUCGCAGAGUUCUUAUUCAGCUCAAUCUGUAUUGUGUACAGCACACAAUUUUUUAUUGCCUUGCUCCUGCUUUCAUCAACCAGUCGGACUGAAAACGUGGAGAAUGCCUGUGUCAAAAAUCAGGUGUGGAUUUGUGUCUCCCACUUCCUCUGUAUCACGCUGGCAAUCGAGCUUUUCAUCUUAGGCUUCAAUUUGAUACGACCCGGAGCGACGGCUGACCAGAUCAUGACCUUUGGGAUCGGGAUGGGCAUCUGUCUCUUCAAGAUUGCGUUUCGUCUCAUUGCAGAAAAGUCUGUGAAGGAAUAUCUUGCCGAUAUUUAUGACGUCCCUGGUGUUCACUUUUCCGACAGCAUGUACAACUCUUCCUCUCGCCCAGGAAGCAGGCACGACCUGGCGCAGAUGGACUUGAACGGCGAGGCGAACACGUACACGCCAUAUCGCGUCCGCAGCUUUGACUACGACUACGAUGACGAGUACUAUUUCGAAGAUGACGAUAAGGACCCCAGGGAUUUGUACUAUGACAAAUACGACGUCGUAUGAGGAACAUAGCAGAACUAAAUAUUCGUAAUUAUUACUCGUUAGAGCCUUACAUACUUAAUUGUGCAGAAUAGUUGCGCAAAAGUCAAGUAAGAGAUCAAGUCGUGCCAAAUUUCGCGAAUCAAUAACAGUUCCCGCGGAAGCUUGGGGACAGAGGACAAUGUCCCCACCGUUCUUCGAUGUCCCCAUCAUCUGCCCAUCUUAUAUAAACCCGUCCCUCCCCUAGUAUCCUACAAUGUCAAUGUCCCCACAUGUCCCCACGGCUUCCGCGGCCACUGAUCAAUAAUACUCAGUCAUAAUCAGAAGAAUAAAAUAUAAUAUCUUACAUAAUACGUAUUAAGGUUGUUCUAUCUCAAAUUAGUUAAUUUAAUAAAUUUAUGACAAUUUUGUCUUCAUAUGAAAAAGUUGAUGCAAUCAAUAAAAAUGCCAUUGUAUGAAUUUGA